This is a messenger RNA of Mercurialis annua (annual mercury), 606 nucleotides long. RefSeq lists its product as uncharacterized. The transcript has 4 exons. The record is from RefSeq and is a predicted model, not a curated record. Lineage: Eukaryota; Viridiplantae; Streptophyta; Magnoliopsida; Malpighiales; Euphorbiaceae. The coding region runs from base 129 to 365 and encodes 78 amino acids.
AUUUCAAUAAAAAUGGUUUCUAGUGCAAAUUGCUAAAACGGCAAAAAGUUUAGGGUAAAAUUAGUAUUUACAUAAAAUCACAUAAAUUUGAAAAUCUUAAUUGAGCUAACAAAAAUUUCGGUCUCUCCAUGGCGAGUUCAGCAUCUUCUUCCUCAACUGCUACGGACCCAAAACUCGAUCUCAUAAAAAAGAUUAGAAGCCAUGAAGUUGCUUUGGCAGAGCUCAAUAAUCUUUCUUCCUCUCGGGGUGUCUAUCAAAAAAAUGGGAACCUUUUCUUUCGUACAACUAUCCGAAAGGCAACAGCAUCUGAACAGAAGCAGCUUGAUUCAGCUAAAGCCAAUCUAGGGAAGCUGAACUCUCGUUGACUACCAUUUGGUUCGUUUGCUUCAAAACUCGACUAAUAUCUUUCUUCGCAGUAGCACCGCCAUUUCUGAUCACAAAGUGCCGGGUACCUGAGUUUAGCCUCCUUCAAAUGCCACAAUGCAUUUAAAAAAAUGUAAAGAUGUGUGCUUGAAAUGGUCAUCUUGUUAAGUUCUGGAAAAAUUUGUCAGAAGUUGAAACAUUUUGUAUUUUGUUCUUACUUAUAAUCCAGUUUACUUGUCGUAA